Tetrahymena thermophila SB210 is the source of this 972-nucleotide messenger RNA. RefSeq lists its product as hypothetical. Lineage: Eukaryota; Ciliophora; Oligohymenophorea; Hymenostomatida; Tetrahymenidae. The record is from RefSeq and is a predicted model, not a curated record. The transcript has a single exon.
AAUUAUAGAGUCUUUAUAUUAUUAAUAUAGUAAAAUCAUAGAGAUUAGCUUAGUUGUAAUAUAAACUAAUAAAGCUACAUUGAGUGUGCUAUGAGUGGGAAUGCUAGAGACUUUUUUUUCAAUAACCGGCCAUUAUAAAAUAAUUUAGAUUACUUAAAAAAAACUGAUUCUAACUCUGAAGUUAAUUGGGAAGGAGAAAGUGAGUUUAGAGGCAAUUCUGCAAUACAUAUGCAAAACUCUUUACACUCAAAAAUGUCAACAUUCAAACAGACUACAGUAAAAGAUGAUGAAGCAGUUUAUAAAACUUAAAUAAUGAAAGAAAAUAAUUAAAGUUAGAGCAAUUAGUUAAGAAAAGUUAAAUCUUCUACAGAUAAUUAAAUUUAGAAUGAUAAUAAUAGCCAAGAAGACUAAAAGAAAUCAAAUCACGAUGAAAAAGCGUAGGAUAAUAAAUUUCAGUAGUCUCCUUUUGCAGACAAAAGCUAAUAAUGUGACGGUUCUACAAACUAAGCAACCAACCACAAUGAGAUUGAUAAUCCCCAAGAAAUUAGAGAAGAAUUCAUUGCUUACCAAAAUCAAGCUAUUCAAAACAACUAAAUUAAUUUAAUAAUUCAUUAAGAUUUAGAAUAAAAUGUAAAUAGUAAGCAUAUCGCAAACUAGUAAAUAGAUUUAAAGGGAGAUUAUUCUCCUGCAUGUAGCUAAACUAGUCGCAUUGCUAAAUCUCCUGACUCCUAAUAAUCUCCAGUUGAUAUAAAAAAUGAUUUUGAAAACUACAGAUCUCCUAGUGAGAAAAAUAACUAGGAAAACCUACCUCCUGACACUUAGAAAUAGAAAAAAAAAAGUGUCGAGAGACCAAAAAUAUUUAAGUUUAAAACUGAUUUAGAAUGUGUAUAUGAAGUUGAAUGCUGGAAAGAUUAUAAUAGAGAAAAUUCAAGAGAUAAUAAAAAACUUGGAUGCUCAUGUUCAAUUUUCUGA